This is a messenger RNA of Xylaria bambusicola, 606 nucleotides long. RefSeq lists its product as uncharacterized. The transcript has 2 exons. Bases 1 to 606 code for a protein of 201 amino acids. The record is from RefSeq and is a predicted model, not a curated record. NCBI's taxonomy places the organism in Eukaryota, Fungi, Ascomycota, Sordariomycetes, Xylariales, Xylariaceae.
AUGUUCUUCCCCAAGGCGUCAGUGCUAUUGACAGUGGUCCCGUUGGCCAUUGCGUCGGAAUGCACGCAAUCGAGCGCGAUAGAUUGGCCUUUCGCUCCUGCGGGCAGUGAUGCCUGUGCCAAUUACUGCGGUAAUGACAGCGCGUGUCUUCAAGCUUGCUACGAGACAGCUCAGCAAGGACAAUGCAAUGCUGUGGGAUGCGAGGAUAAGAGAGCGACAUUUGAGUGUGCCAGCGACGAGGUGUGCUUCCGAUACACGGAUGGCUCGUUACUAUGUCUAAACGGGGAUACUGGCGAAUACGUCGACGACGUGGGCGGCCACGGCAAUGCGAACAGCGGCGUUUACACGGCGCCCAACGGAUCGGUGACCACGAACUUAGGUGACGGUGCCGCUGCAGCAACUCCAACAUCUAAAGCUGCGGCUGCUACGGGCGAUACUCAAGCCACUGGAUUUAACACGCCUGCGGGGCUCCCUACCGCAACGCCAACAGGGGAUGCUUCGCCCUCGCCCAACGAGACGAAUGGUGUUGAGAGGCGUCAGAUCGAUAUAUGGACAAUUGGAGCCUCAGGUCUUUUUGCGACGUUUGUUUGGAACAUGUUGAAUUAG